AUGGGAUGCAUUCUCUUCUGCCUUCCCGGCAUCUACUUAGCACUCACCGGCCUUGGCGCCGGUGGUGGACAGCCAUCGUCCCAGAAAGUCGCAUCUUUGACCAACUCCAUUCUCUACGGCGUGUACACCGUUGCUGGCUGGUGUGGCGGAACAGCUCUCAAUUUCUUUCGCCCUAAGUGGACUAUUGCCUUUGGUGCCCUUGGUUAUCCCUUCUACGUAGGAUCACUCUGGUAUUACGACCGCACUGGUCACCAGGCUUUCCCACUUUUUGCUGGUGCGUUCCUCGGUUUGACGGCUGCUAUGCUCUGGACGGCUUCUGGAUUCAUUCAAUUUGCAUAUGCUGAGGAGAAAGAUAAGGCCAAAUAUAUAACGUAUCAAUGGGUCCUUACUUCUGCUGGAAGCACCGUCGGUGCUCUCAUUGCUUUUGGCGCCAAUCACGACAAGGAAGAGGCGACAGGUGUCUCCACUCCAGUCUAUGUUGUCUUUAUUGUAAUCAUGUGCUGUGCCAUUGUCAUGAACUUCUUACUGAUUGUAGAUCCGCGAGAAGUCGUCCGUGAUGAUGGACGCCAUAUAGCAAUCUUCAAGGAGCCCAACUUCAUUGGAGAAGUCAAGGGAAUCAUUUCUGUUUUGACCGACCCGAAGAUUGUCAUACUUAUACCAGCUAUGUUCGUUGGGGAAAUGAACAUGGCAGUCAUAAGCAGCAUAAAUGGAUUCUAUUUCAACCUUCGCACUCGGUCACUGAACAACUUGUUGUUCCAGGUUAUUAUGAUUCCCGCGCCUCUUUGUCUUGCCCUGAUUAUGGAUAAUCCUCGUAUUUUAUCCCGAAGAAAGAAAGGCCUGAUUGGCACGACGAUUGUAGGGAUUAUUAGCAUUGCGACAUUGGCUGGUCUCUUAGGCUGGGUGAUUCACAAUGAUGUGGAUCGCAACAAGACGCCACCGGCCGUGGAUUGGACGGACUCGGCCUUCGCCGCGGGCUUUAUCCUCUAUCUCCUCAAUGGUAUUAUCUACGCCUGCUACCAGAUUGUCGUGCAGUGGACCCUAGGCUCUUUGAGUAACGACCCCGCACUCUGCGCUCGAUACGCCGGAGCUUUCAAAGGAACAGUCAGCUUGGGCAUGUGUAUCUCAUUUACUGUUGACAGCCAGAAUGUCAGCUAUCGCAAUCAGGUUAUCUAUGAGUUGGUUCUCUACACUUUUGGAUUGAUAUGCCUUUACUGGGUCAUUGGUUACCAUGUUAAGGAGACCAACUACUUCUUGGAGGACUCUGUUAUUGUCCCGGAAAGUUUUGAGAAGAAGGCCGUGACAAUGGGUGUGGUGACUGACAAUAUUAUCACACGAGAGCAUCAAAAGGAACUCGAGGCGGAGAGAAAACAGUUAGGCACUACAGAUUCUGGGCCUUUGGAGUAG
Phaeoacremonium minimum UCRPA7 is the source of this 1404-nucleotide messenger RNA. RefSeq names its product putative membrane transporter protein. The transcript is spliced from 8 exons. The record is from RefSeq and is a predicted model, not a curated record. Bases 1 to 1404 code for a protein of 467 amino acids. NCBI's taxonomy places the organism in Eukaryota, Fungi, Ascomycota, Sordariomycetes, Togniniales, Togniniaceae.